UGAGGAGCAGACGCGGUCCCGGCUGCGGAGGCUCCAAGGGACAGAGGAACCUACAUCCCCGCCCUCCUCUAUCACCAGGACAUUGCAAGGAGCCCGGCCGCUGCAGCGAGAUCUGCAGGACAAGGCUGGACAAAGCAAGAUGGCAGGGAUCUUAGCCUGGUUCUGGAACGAGAGGUUCUGGCUCCCCCACAAUGUCACCUGGGCAGAUCUGAAGAAUACAGAAGAAGCCACCUUUCCCCAGGCUGAAGAUCUCUAUCUCGCCUUCCCCUUGGCCUUCUUCAUCUUCAUGGUCAGGCUGGUCUUUGAAAGAUUCAUAGCCAAACCAUGUGCCUUAGGGCUUAAUAUCCAGGCCAAUGGACCACAGAAAGCCCAGCCUAAUGCCAUUCUGGAAAAGGUCUUCACUGCAAUUACCAAGCAUCCAGAUGAGAAGAGACUGGAAGGUCUUUCCAAGCAGUUAGACUGGGAUGUUCGCAGUAUCCAGCGCUGGUUUCGACAGAGACGCAACCAGGAGAAGCCUAGCACUCUUACUAGGUUCUGUGAGAGCAUGUGGCGAUUUACAUUUUACCUUUAUGUGUUUACCUAUGGAGUGCGGUUUCUAAAAAAGACACCCUGGCUGUGGAACACAAAGCAGUGCUGGUACAAUUAUCCGUAUCAGCCACUGACACCUGACCUUCAUUACUACUAUAUCCUGGAAUUGUCCUUCUAUUGGUCCUUAAUGUUUUCUCAGUUCACUGACAUCAAAAGAAAGGACUUUGUUAUUAUGUUCCUGCAUCAUCUUGCAACCAUCUCCUUGAUCACCUUUUCAUAUGUCAACAAUAUGGCCCGAGUGGGGACCCUGGUCAUGUGUCUCCAUGAUGCAGCUGAUGCCCUGCUGGAGGCUGCCAAAAUGGCAAAUUAUGCCAAGUUUCAAAAACUGUGUGACCUAAUGUUUGUCAUGUUUGCAAUCGUCUUCAUCACCACAAGACUUGGUAUAUUUCCUCUCUGGGUAUUAAAUACAACAUUGUUUGAAAGCUGGGAAAUUGUUGGACCAUACCCAUCCUGGUGGGUUUUCAACUUGCUACUGUUGCUAAUUCAAGUCCUGAAUUGCUUCUGGUCUUACUUGAUUAUAAAGAUAGCUUGCAAAGCUAUUUCCAAGGGCAAGGCUGGGAAAUGGAAUCCUUUGCAUGUGUCCAAGGAUGACCGAAGUGAUAUUGAAUCCAGCUCAGAUGAGGAAGAUUCAGUGCUUCCUGCAAAGAACCCACACAACCCCACCACCAACACCAAUGGGACCAGUGGCACAAAUGGGUACCUCACAGGUGGUCCGUGUGCAGAGGAACACUAACUACUCUAAACCACAAGACCUGAACAAAGUGAACUCUUUGCUACUGGAAGUAUUUAACUAAGUUGUGAAUGCGGUCCCUUUCCUAUAUCUCAGCAUCAGAAACAAAAAUUAGAAUUAUCAAAGCAUUCUGAUAGUGCACUGCCAUAUUUCCUGUCUGUGAAUAAAGAAGACUUUCCAUUCUCUAUAUGUAGGCAUGCUGUAUGUGUAUGUUAUUGACCCAAAUGGGAACAGUAUUUUCAUAUGUAAUGUCUUUGAAUAUUAUUUAUUUUUUGUAUUUGUUUGUAAAUCUGUGGACAAAAGGGAACUGCCUCACUCCUUUUACUCUGCAAAUUCUUUAUGAAAGAAAGAGAUGCUCCUAUCUCUUCUAUCCCUUCUUGUUGCUGUAGCUUAGUCCACCGUUAAGUAUUUGUCAGCUUGAAUUGUCACUUAUAGUAAGCUAAAGACAGCUUUGCGGAUAACAGCUCAGCUCCAGAUGUGUCUGCCUCCUUUGCGUUAUAGUGCUGGUUUUGACAUUGCUGAUCACUUCACAGUGGCUGUUCUCCCAAUGUAAAGUUUAAACAGGCUGAAUUAGCUUUGUAAGUAGUCUCUCUAAUGUGAUCAAUUAGCAGUUCAAAUUAAACAGUGGUUUUUAUAGGAUAUUAUUUUAGCAUUGUUUUAACACUAAAUUGGUAGUUAAUUGCAUUAGAAUAGGCUCCAUUACUUGUGUGCAUACCCAUGAUAUAUUUAUGUCAAUGGCUAUGGUAAAUUCCUAGUUGCAGAUUAGUUUUGCCUUGUAAGCUUAACCCCAGCAGGAUAUAGCAUCUUGCAUUGCUUCUGAUUCAUCUGAGAAACAUUUGCUCAGGUCCAUAGUUGAAAAUGGAGAAUUCACAUUUAAUAUUGAGAAUUUGUCUCUGUGAGCUGGAAAGAAUGAAAGCAGAGUCCACCAGCUCAGAGAUUAGUCAUUAUUGCAUGCAUGCGCAGAAAGGUUUCAGCCAGGCUUCGCUGCUCUCCCUAUAAUUGCUGUAGUAGUCUGCCUUGUCAUGGAAGAAAGCGAGCUGAAAGUCUUGCUCAAACAGAAAAGUCAAUUUUUAGAGCCUUUGAAGAGUUCUCCCUAGUGUUGAGCACUUUAUUGCAUCCAGCUUUUAAAACUCCUAUAGUAUUUGACCUGGGCGUGUGUGUGUGUGUGUGUUUACAUGUGAAUGUGGCAUAUUUAAUAGUUAUGCCUGACAAAAUCAGAAGGAAAAGAAUAUUUGACCUUCCUCAUCCAAAAACCAGAAUGAUUUGGCUAUUCCACAAACCAAGCUACUGUCAGCUUGAUGCUCAAAAUCCCUUGGUGUAGACUUGUUUAGUUCCUAGCAAAGUUUCUAUAGGGCACUAUUCCUAUUGGAAAUAUUAACUUUCUCUUGGAAAAUUGUUCUCCCCACCAGUGACUGGAUCAGCAGUGAGAGAUUUCUGGGCAACAGACUUUCUUAAACCUCCUUUCUGACUGUGUUAUAUGUGUGCAAAAAGAAAGAAAGAAAGAAAGAAAG
Vombatus ursinus (common wombat) is the source of this 2829-nucleotide messenger RNA. RefSeq names its product ceramide synthase 6 (gene CERS6). The record is from RefSeq and is a predicted model, not a curated record. NCBI's taxonomy places the organism in Eukaryota, Metazoa, Chordata, Mammalia, Diprotodontia, Vombatidae. Gene Ontology annotation, biological process: ceramide biosynthetic process. The transcript has 11 exons. Bases 140 to 1321 code for a protein of 393 amino acids. Gene Ontology annotation, molecular function: sphingosine N-acyltransferase activity; DNA binding. Gene Ontology annotation, cellular component: membrane.